AUGAGUGCCACUGGUGGAGGAGGCUUGCCUCAUAGUACAUCGGCUGACAAUGUGCAUUCGUUGCACUCGUCAUCAAAGAGAGACCCAUUUCAAGCGAUGAAGUCCGUUGGAAAUGCUUCGUCACAUGGUUUGGCACAUUCGCUGAGCAAUCCAGGUGGACAUCUUCUUGGACAGACCCAAGUGACACCCGAACAGAAUGUACCCGAGAUCAAAGUCAGCAGGACAUCACAUGAUUUCAAGCCCUACAGAUCAUCAUCACCAUGCACAUACUGUGGCGAGAGUAUUGGAUGGAAACCAUUCGCCAACUCAUUCAAAUGCUCACAAUGUGGAAUCGUGUGUCAUAAGAAAUGCCUGGACUUGAUGAGCACAAUGUCAUGCUCCAACAACAGUGUGAAUAAGGUCAAGAGACCAAAGUCGACAAAUACUAGCCCGCCAAUGGCACCAACCAAUCCACCAACAUCACCAACAUUGUCGGCCGUGCCCACAAUGUCGGGCGCAUCACAGAUCCCCUCACCAAGUCUGUCCGUGUCUUCAACGACCCCCAGCACGCCCGUGUCGGGUGAGAUUGAGCCUGGCGGCUCGCCCUCGCUGGCGUCGAUGCCAGCCGACGACAAGCUCAUCGACUCGAUGUUCAACGCCCUGGUCAAGGAGCGUGGACUGCCCCUCUCGGGCCUCAAGAUGACCAAGGAGAACAAGUGGAUAUUGAUCACCCAACACAGCCAUCUGCACCAAGACACACAGGCGCCCAGCACAGGCGCACCGAGCACCAGCGACCACUCCUCACCAGAGGCCUGUUUGUCAUCGCUGAUAGUCAUGCUGCGCACCAAGCAGAUCAGCUGGGUGAGCAACUUUAUCAACAUGGACGGCAUCAAUCUGAUACUACAGCAGCUGCUGCUCAAGAAGAAGGAGAACAGAGAGGACUGUGUGCGAGCGAUUGCCGUGCUGAUGAACUCGCCGGUUGGCCUGCAGGCCGUGUCCAGCCAGCCGCUGACGGCCAAGUGUCUGGCGAUGGUCAUCAACGCGCCACAGCAGUUCAACCUAAAGGCGCGUGCCAGUGCCAUCGAGCUGCUCACCGUCAUGUGCAUUGACAAGUGGGUGCCCGGCGGCUACAGUAUGGUGCUCAAAGCGCUCACCAAGAAGAAGGAGAAGAAGAGAUUCGCAGUAUUUGUCAAGUUCAUCCGCGAGAACUCUUCGCUCGAGAUGAAGACCAAGGUGCUGUGCUUCAUCAACGUGCUCAUUCACGAGCCCGAGGAGACGGGCGUGCGUGUCAACAUCCGUUCAGAGUUCCUGCGACUGGGCCUCUGGGAGCAUCUGUCUACGCUCAAGAAGGAACUGGCGCCCGAGGACCUGCUACUCACACAGAUCGAGAUCUUUGAGGAGAUGAUGGAGGAGGACAACCAGGAGAUGGAACAGAAGUUGGAGGAGCUGAAGCGUCGUCUAGGCGUCGACACAGACAACAUCGACGCCGUCUUCAAGGCGCUCAAGUCAGCGUCGUCCAAGCUGGGACUGCAAAAGUCGUUCCUUUCCAUCCUCCAGAACCUGCUAGUAAUACAGUCCGAGUCAAGCACGGACGGCGUCAAGUACUGGGUGCUGUGCGACACGCUUGUGCGCCAGGUAUCCAUGCACAAGAGUGGCAAUGUUGGCGACGCCAACUCGAUUGACUUCAAGUCACUGCUGGAGAAGGUCGACACCAAGGAGAUCAUCCUACAACGCAAGCUUGGAGAGCUGGAGAAACAGAACAUUGAGAAGGCCGCGCUUCUCCAGGAGAAGGACAUCAACAUCAAGCAGCUGCUCGACCUAGUCAAGCAGAUCAAGGAGUCUGGCGGCGAGAUCAGUCCGGAGCUCAAGAAGCAGAUCGACGACGCCAUCAAGGUGCUCGAAGCACCACCACCCAAGCUGGCCGAGAUCCCGACAACACUGCCGCCUGUUCCCGAGGUAGCUGAUGGAGCCACCGUUAGUGGAGGCCCUCCACCACCUCCAAUGAUGGGCGGACCUCCUCCACCUCCACCUCCACCCCCUCCCGGCCCGGGCAAGAAGAACCCGGCCGCCAUAAAGACGCGUCCACCCCCCAAGGUGCCCAAGCCAUCUCAUCCAUUGAAGGCCCUUCAAUGGGGCAAGAUGCCCGCACAAAAGGUCAACGAGUCGGUGUUCAACAUCCUGGGCGAGAUGAACGACAUUGACCUGCCAUGGCACGAGAUCGAGACAGAGUUUGCCGCCAAGGUCAUUGUUCGCAAGGAGAAGGUCGUCAAGCCACGUGGCCCAAUGCAAGUGGUCGAUGCCAAGCUCGGUCAGAACAUAUCUAUCUUCCUCUCACAGUUCAAGGGCGUGUCGAAUCGCGACCUGGUCACAGCCGUGCUCAAUCAAGACGAAACCAAGAUCUCGCGUGACCAAGUCCGCCAGAUGGCCAAGCUUCUUCCCAGCAAGGAUGACCAAAACGCACUCAAGGACUUCCUGGCCACACAGGAGCGCUCCAAGCUGGCCCUGGCCGACCAGUACUGCAUCGACAUUGGUGCUUUCCCAUUCGCGGCCGAGAAGAUCGCGCUGUUCCAGCUGCGCAGCGAGUUCUCAAUGCGCGUAGCUGAGCUACGCCCGGACAUUGCUGCCGUCAACCUGGCAUGCAACGACAUACUAAAGAGCCAGAACAUCAAGCGACUGUUUGAGAUCGUGUUGGUGCUCGGCAACUUUAUCAACUACGGCACAGUGCGUGGCGAGCAGUCUGGCUACAAGAUCGACACACUGAUCAAGAUGGCCGACACCAAGUCGUCCGACCUGCAGACCAACCUUACCCACACACUGGUGCGCUACUGUGAGCAGCGUGAGAAGAAGCUGCUUACUUUUGCCGACGAGCUUUCAUCGCUGAGCACUGCCAAGCGUGUGAUAUGGUCGGGUGUGGUGGCUGAUCUGGCGGCGCUGUCGCGAGACUUCUCCGCAUGCAAGGCCAUCGUCGAGCAGUUCCAAAAGACGAACGAGCCGUUCUGUCAGACGAUGCUAUCAUUCCUGGAGCUGGCCGCCAACGAGGUGGACAAGCUGAAAAAGCUGCAGGCCAACACCGAGGAGAGCUUCAAGAAGCUGUGUACAUAUUUAGGCGAGGAGAGCAGCAAGACGACGCCGGACGAGGUUUUUGAGCUGUUCUCGCGAUUCGUCGAGCUGUUUGAGGGCGCCACCAAGUUCCUCGAGCAGAUCAAGGAGCAGGAGGAGAAGGAGGCCAAGCGCGAGGCCCAGAAGCAGCUGCGAGCAGAGAUACAGAAGAAGAAGCAGCUGACACCCGCCACUGGUGUCGCGGGCAACAAGAAGAAGGAGGAUCAAGACGACGACAUUGUAAAUGACCUACUGGUGGCCGUUCGAGACGGAGAUGUAUUCAGAAAGGGAAGAAGAAAGGGUGCCCUACAACGUGUGGACACUGUCCAACUCUCAACCUUCAGUCCCAUCGUCAACUCGUCUCCACCGACGACCAAGAAGUAA
Molecule: messenger RNA, 3462 nt
Organism: Acytostelium subglobosum LB1
Lineage: Eukaryota; Evosea; Eumycetozoa; Acytosteliales; Acytosteliaceae
Exons: 3
Coding region: 1-3462 (1153 amino acids)
Biological process (GO): 'de novo' actin filament nucleation; actin filament polymerization; actin cytoskeleton organization
Cellular component (GO): actin cytoskeleton
Molecular function (GO): actin filament binding; profilin binding; small GTPase binding
Source: RefSeq, a predicted model, not a curated record